AUGGCGAAUUAUCAUAUGUCCGGUGCCGAAUAUUUGGCCUCGAUUUAUGGUACCGAGAAAGAUAAGGUGAACUGCUCGUUCUACUUUAAAAUUGGGGCAUGCCGGCACGGGGACAAGUGCUCACGGACGCACAUUAUGCCGUCGUUCUCGCAGACAGUGCUCUUGAAGAAUCUGUACCACAAUCCGAUGAUUGAUACUCGACAGGCAGACGCUUUCGCUAAAGUUCGUUUCACUUUAUCAGUCCCAAUGAAAUAA
Messenger RNA from Gongylonema pulchrum, 255 nucleotides. The record is from the annotation of a GenBank genome assembly. Lineage: Eukaryota; Metazoa; Nematoda; Chromadorea; Rhabditida; Gongylonematidae.